AUGAACUCUGGGAACGAUUCCUGGCACUCCUCGGCCGGUGGGCCUCCGUCGCACCCUGGCAUGGAUCAGAUGAAUCAACAGCCACGACCUUUGGGGUCGUUCAGUCAAAAUCCCCCUCAGCAAGGCCCGGCGUCGCAACCCUCUGGGCCCGUUCUCCCUCCUCCAUCUGGCCCCUACCACCCCGGUGGUCAAGCCGGUCACUCCCUCCCCGGCCUAGCGGAAUUGAGCCAGAGCCACGGUGCUCCCCACCAACCUCCUGCGUACGGACAGCACCCGGCAGGCCCGACUCAUGGCGCCGGCCACUCCCUUCCCGGCAUUGGCCAGGCCAUGUCGCAUGCUUCACCACAGUCUCUGAACCGGGAGCGUGAGCGGGACUCUCGAGAGCGCGAGAUUCUCGAGCGCCAGCGCCAGGAAGAGAUGGCGCACCGCGAGCGCGAACAGAUGGAACGCCAACAGAUGGAACGCCAACAGAUGGAACGUCAGCGCGAGCAUCAUCCGGUUCAGAGCCACACCGGCUCGAUUCCCCUCCACCAGCCCGUCGCGUCAAAAGUUCCCAAUUCUAUCCAUGGUCCGAACGGUCUCCUGUCGAAUCUCGGCACCAAUCCACCUAAUGGCCCGCAGGCUAACGUUCAAGCUUCCGGUGGACCAGCAGCUCUUUUCGGAGGACCUCAGAUGCCCCACGGCGAGGGUACCCCGAGGUCGUACAUGCAACACCCGGCAGGUCCUCCCAUGAUGGGAUAUAAUGGACAGGGGCAGCAGAUCCCCGGGAAUGUUGCGGCCCUGGCUCAGGGUCAGCAACCCAUUCUCAACGAUGCCCUCAGCUAUUUGGACCAGGUCAAGGUGCGAUUUGUAGACCAGCCCGAUGUUUAUAAUCGGUUCUUGGAUAUAAUGAAGGAUUUCAAGAGUCAAGCCAUUGAUACCCCGGGUGUAAUCCAGAGGGUUUCCACAUUGUUCAAUGGCCAUCCCGCCCUUAUCCAAGGCUUCAACACUUUCUUGCCUCCAGGCUACCGCAUCGAAUGCGGUACCGAAGACAACCCAGAUGCGAUUCGCGUGACCACCCCCUCGGGAACAAACACCCUGAGUAUGCCCCGAGCGGGCCGUUCGCUUGAUGCCGCUAACGAUUUGGGUCCCUCUGGGGGCCUGGGUGCUCACCCUCGCUCUGACUAUUAUGAACAGUCUCGCCCUGGUUGGCAGCAGACUCAGCAGCAACAGCAGCAGGGUCAUCAGCAAGGUGCACCUGGGUCGUAUUCCCCCGGCUCGCGUAUGAUCGGUCCUUCUGGCAUGUACCAACAGGAAGGGCAGGCCCCUCCUCAAGAUCACCACUUUGCGUAUCAAAGUCAAGAGGCUCAGGGUGCUUCGGCACUCUCCCAUCCGCAAGAUCACCGCGGUGUGGCCCAGUUGCAAGGAGCAGCAUCGGCAGCGUCUGGAUUAGGCAGACCGUCGAUGCUCCCAGUUUCUGGAGGUGGGUCGACUCAGUCGAUGAGUAGCCUAGCUGGGGUUGGAGGCAUCCUUCAGGGCGGCCAUGCGGAUCUGAACAAACGGGGGCCUGUUGAAUUCAACCACGCAAUCAGCUACGUGAACAAGAUAAAGAAUCGUUUCUCUUCUGCGCCUGAGAUCUACAAGCAGUUCCUUGAGAUUCUGCAGACUUACCAGCGCGAGUCGAAGCCUAUCCAAGACGUUUACGCUCAAGUCACUCAACUUUUCAACACUGCCCCUGACCUCUUGGAGGAUUUCAAGCAGUUCUUGCCUGAAUCUGCUGCCCACGCCAAGCAACAGGCUCAAGCACGUAUGGCCGAAGAGGCUGCCCCUACAUCAAACCUUCGGGGUGAGCCCGUGGGUUUGCCGUCUUCCACUCCCAGUCGUGACGUGAAAAUGCCACCCCUCGGCCAGUUCAACGUCAAGGACUCCGGAAAGGAGAACAAGAAGCGACGAGGUGGUCCCGGUGUUGGCCUCUCGUCUGUUUCUGGUCCUUCUGGCGUUGAUGUGGCUCGCAUGCCCGAUGCCCGUGGAGGUCCUCCUGCAGGCCCUUUCACUAAUGGGAACAAGAGACCCAAGCACUACCAUGGAAAGCCUUCUGGAGCUGACAUUCCCAACGUGUCACCAACUCUGAUCCCGGCUCUUCCUGAACCGGUUCCACCAAAUGCCAUGACCACGCCCAGUCAGGAGGAGAUUGCCUUCUUUGACCGUGUCAAGAAGUUCAUUGCCAACAAGCAGAUCUUCAGUGACUUCUUGAAGCUGUGCAACUUGUACACGAACGACUUGAUCGAUCGUUUUAUUCUUGUCAAGCGGGCAGAGGGAUUUAUUGGCUCUAAUGCCGAGCUCAUGAGCUGGUUCAAGCGGUUCAUGAAUGUGGAAGAGCCCGAAGACAAGACCAUCGAUCCCAAGCCCCAGACGGAGGCUGGUGUGGUGAACCUCGCCCAUUGUCGGUCUCUGGGACCCAGCUAUCGUCUUCUGCCUAAGCGCGAGCGCCAGAAGCCCUGUAGUGGUCGUGAUCAGCUCUGCCAUGAUGUCUUGAACGACGAGUGGGCUUCACAUCCUACCUGGGCCUCUGAAGAUUCUGGUUUCGUUGCCCACAGAAAGAACCAGUUUGAAGAUGCUCUCCACCGUAUUGAGGAGGAUCGUCAUGACUAUGAUCAUCAUAUUGAGGCUUGCACACGCACCAUCCAGCUCAUCGAGCCGAUUUGCCAGCAGUUCUUGCACAUGUCGGAAGCCGAGCGGGCCAACUUCAAGUUGCCUCCCGGUCUGGGUGGUCAGAGUGAGGCUAUUUACCAGCGCGUGAUCAAGAAGGUCUAUGACCGCCAGCGUGGUGAGAAGAUUAUUCGCGACAUGUUUGAUCGUCCUUGCCAAGUUUUGCCUAUCGUUCUCUACCGCCUCAAGCAGAAGCUCGAGGAGUGGAAGGCGUGCCAGCGUGAAUGGGACAAGGUUUGGCGCGAGCAGAUGCAGCGUGCCUACUGGCGCAGUCUGGACCACCAGGCGAUUGCCACCCGCUCGACUGAUAAGAAGCUGUUCAUCGCGAAGAACAUCCAGUCUGAUAUGCAGGCCAAGCUUGAGGAGACCCAGACCAUGCGCAAGGGCGGUCUGAAGCCUCCAAAGCACCAGAUGGAGAUGAAGUUUAAGGAUCUGGACGUCCUGUUGGAUACUACUCAUCUCCUUUGCUUGUAUCUUGAUCGGAGUACCUCUGGUUUUGGUGCAGACCCGUCUCGUCUGAUCAGCUUUGUCAAGGACUUUAUUCCUGUCUUCUUUGGACUGGAUCGUGAAUCCUUCCAUGAGUAUAUGGAUGAGCUGAUGCUCAACGCGACCCCGGCUGAGGAGUUGGAGGAUCAGUUCGGUGCUGAUGAUACUUCGAUGGCUAGCCGGAAGGCUGUCAACACGCAGAAGCUGGAUCUCUUGCGUGAGACUCUUGAGCGCAAGCUGGAGAAGGGCAAUGGCCCGGUUCAGGAAGACGGAGCUGCUUCUAGUGCUGCCGCUGCUGCGCCUGCCACCACCCAGCUCGCCACUCCAGACGUCCGGGCCACUUCAAUGGCUGUCUCCGAGCCGGAAGAUAACUUUGAUGUCGCUGAGCUCAAGUGGAUGGAGCACCCUGGUCAAGGCAACUUCAACCUUGAACGCGAGUACACUCUGAACGAGAAGUACAAGAAGACCGAGCACCAGAUGUACGGCAAUUUGAAUCUCUUGUGCCUUCUGCGUACCUUUGAGAUUCUGUACUCUCGGCUGCUCCGUAUCAAGGAGCAGGAAGGAGAGGCUCACGAGCAGGUCCGCCGUGGCCUUCUUCCCAAGCCCGCUCACGAGUUGUGCCUGAUUGACCGCUUCCCCGCCGACUUCUUCUACGAUGUCGACCCCAAGGCCAACCUGUACAAGCAGAUCGUGCGCAUGUGCGAGGAGGUCAUUCGUGGAGAUAUUGACCAGCUCCACAUGGAAGAGACUCUCCGUCGAUUCUACAUGCAAGGCGGCUACCUGUUGUACAACUUGGAGCGCAUCUUCUCGUCGAUCGGCAAAUUUGUGGCAUCUAUUUUCACUGGUGAUGCCAAAGAUCGCAGCUCGGAUAUUGCGAACCUGUUCUUCAAGGAACGUGAGAAGAAUGAGACUACCCACCACCAAGAGAUGCAAUACCGCAAGCAGGUGGAGAGGAUGAUCAAGGAGGGCGAUAUGUACCGCAUUACCUACUUCCCAUCCGACCGCCAUGUUACCGUCCAGGUUAUGACCACCGAAGACGCCACGCUUGACAGCGACGAACUCAGCUCCGAGGCCCGCUGGUCCUACUACGUGACCGCUUACUCCAUGCGCGAUCCCACCGAAGGCGUUUCCUACUCCGACAUGCGCAUGCCCUUCCUCAAGCGCAACCUGCCCAACAAGCUUGACGAGGACGAGGAGUACGACCGAUUCUACCGCCGCCUGCAACACCACGACGGCCUGAUCAUUCGCAUCUGCGCCAACAACUAUACCAUCCUCUACCAACCGCCCAGCCACGAUUGGUUCUGGCGCUCGACCGCGCCCGUCCACGACAAGGACGCCGACGCGGAGACUAUCAAGGCCAAGGAAGAGCAACAGACCAAGGAGAAGGCCGCCUCCCGCGAAAAGCGCCAUGAUCGCUUCCUCGAGAAGUUCGUUAAUAACCCCAACUGGGCUCGCGGUCUUAGUAAGGAUAAGGUCGACGAGUCGAAUCAGCGCUUCCGCUCUUGGUUGAAUGGGACUCUUGAAAAGGAGGACUCUGCACCCGCCGAGGCUGCGGAGCCUGCUACUGCCGGUGCUGCCGAUGACGUCCAAGGGGACGCUCAGCAGGCCGAUGAGCAGGCUGAUACCGAUAUGGCAGACGCUGAGCCUGCCGCUGCCGAGGCGUAA
Molecule: messenger RNA, 4839 nt
Organism: Penicillium cataractarum
Lineage: Eukaryota; Fungi; Ascomycota; Eurotiomycetes; Eurotiales; Aspergillaceae
Product: transcriptional regulator SIN3
Exons: 8
Coding region: 1-4839 (1612 amino acids)
Biological process (GO): negative regulation of transcription by RNA polymerase II
Cellular component (GO): chromatin; Sin3-type complex
Molecular function (GO): transcription corepressor activity
Source: RefSeq, a predicted model, not a curated record